This is a messenger RNA of Peromyscus eremicus (cactus mouse), 2929 nucleotides long. RefSeq names its product protocadherin beta-8-like. The coding region runs from base 172 to 2574 and encodes 800 amino acids. The record is from RefSeq and is a predicted model, not a curated record. The transcript has 2 exons. Gene Ontology annotation, molecular function: calcium ion binding. Lineage: Eukaryota; Metazoa; Chordata; Mammalia; Rodentia; Cricetidae. Gene Ontology annotation, cellular component: plasma membrane. Gene Ontology annotation, biological process: homophilic cell-cell adhesion.
UGAAUGUUCUCCGAAAGAAGAGGGAGGGGGGCAUUUGCCUGAGAUCUAAGGGAAAAGACUACUGAAAGCAAUUUAGUAAGAUUUAAUUUGAGAUUAUUUCACCAAACCUUGUCUGUGUGGACUGAAACCGACAAGAUUUAGAAGCAGCGCCCUCUGGACUGCAUCUGAACAAUGGAGACAGCUCUAGCAAAAACGCCAGAGAAAAGGCAAGUCGUUUUUCUUACUAUAUUGCUGAUUUUGUGGGAGGCUGAUUCUGAGGCGAUUAGAUAUUCCAUGCCAGAAGAAACGGAGAGUGGUUACUUGGUGGCUAACCUGGCAAAAGAUCUGGGGCUCAGGGUGGGGGAACUGGCCACCAGAGGGGCGCAAAUCCAACACAAUGGGAACAAAGAGCUCUUGCAGCUGGAUGCAGAGACCGGGAAUUUGCUCCUGAGGGAAAAACCAGAUCGAGAGGAGCUGUGUGGGGUGACAGACCCCUGUGUGCUGCACUUCCAGCUCAUUCUGAAAAACCCUGUGCAGUUCUUCCAAACUGACCUGCAGAUCACAGACAUAAACGACCAUGCUCCAGAGUUCCCUCACAGGGAAAUGCUCCUAAAAAUCACUGAAAGCGCCCAGCCAGGGACUGUGUUUCCUCUGAAGGCAGCUCAGGACUCUGACAUAGGGAGCAAUGCUGUUCAGAACUACACAGUCAGCCCCAACCUCCAUUUCCACGUGGUUACUCAGAGUCGCGCUGUUGGCAGGAAAUACCCAGAGCUGGUGCUGGACAGAGCCCUGGACAGGGAGGAGCAGCCUGAGCUCACUUUAACCCUCACUGCUGUGGAUGGUGGGUCUCCUCCCAGGUCUGGGACCACUACAGUUCGCAUUGAAGUGGUGGACAUCAAUGAUAACGCCCCCCAGUUUGUACAGUCGCUCUAUGAGGUUCAGGUCCCUGAGAACAGCCCCCUUGAUGCCUUAAUUGUCACGGUCUCUGCCAGGGAUUUAGAUGCUGGAAUAAAUGGGAAUGUAGCCUACUCUCUGUUUCAAGGUGAUGAAGCAUCAGAUGAAAUUCAACAAACCUUCUCAAUAAAUGAAGACACAGGAGAAAUACGGCUCAAAAAGGAAUUGGAUUUUGAAGAGAUUAAAUCUUACCACCUGGAAAUCGAGGCCACAGAUGGAGGAGGUCUUUCUGGGAAGGGAGAGGUGGUGAUAGAGGUGGUGGAUGUGAACGACAAUGCCCCAGAGCUGACCAUAUCUUCACUGACAAGCUCAGUCCCAGAAAAUGCUCCUGAGACCAUAAUCAGCAUCUUCAGAGUUGGAGACAGGGAUUCUGGAGAGAAUGGAAAGGUUGUUUGUUCUAUUCCAGAAAACCUGCCAUUCAUCCUAAAAUCCACUUUCAAGAAUUUCUACACCCUGGUGACAGAGAGUCCACUGGACAGAGAGAGCAGAGCUGAGUACAACAUCACCAUCACAGUCACUGACAUGGGCACACCCAGGCUCACAACCCAGCACACCAUAACAGUUCAGGUGUCUGACGUCAACGACAACGCCCCCACCUUCACACAAACCUCCUACACCCUGUUUGUCCAGGAGAACAACAGCCCCGCCCUGCACAUAGGCACCAUCAGCGCCACAGACUCAGACUCAGGCUCCAAUGCCCACAUCACCUACUCUCUGCUGCCCACCCCUAACCCGCAGCUGGCCCUCUCCUCGCUCAUCUCCAUCAAUGCCGAAAACGGGCAGCUGUUCGCGCUCAGGGCACUGGACUAUGAGGACCUGCAGACCUUCGAGUUCCAGGUGGGCGCCACAGACCAAGGCUCUCCUGCGCUCAGCAGCCAGGCGCUGGUGCGUGUGCUGGUGCUGGACGCCAACGACAAUGCGCCCUUUGUGCUCUACCCGCUGCAGAACGCCUCUGCACCCUGCACAGAGCUGCUGCCCAGGGCGGCAGAACCUGGAUACCUGGUCACUAAGGUGGUGGCAGUGGACCGUGACUCUGGACAGAACGCCUGGCUGUCCUUCCAGCUGCUCAAGGCCACAGAGCCCGGGCUGUUCAGCGUGUGGGCUCACAAUGGCGAGGUGCGCACCUCCAGGCUGCUGAGUGAGCGUGAUGCUCCCAAGCACAGGCUGCUGCUGCUGGUCAAGGACAAUGGAGAUCCUCCAAGGUCUGCCAGUGUCACUCUGCAUGUGCUGCUGGUGGAUGGCUUCUCUCAGCCCUACCUGCCUCUGCCAGAGGUGGCGCGCGACCCCGCCCAGGACGAGGACGUGCUCACUCUGUACCUGGUCAUUGCCUUGGCUUCUGUGUCUUCCAUCUUCCUCUUGUCUGUGCUGCUGUUUGUGGGGGUGAGGCUGUGCAGGAGGGCCAGGGCGGCCUCUCUGGGUGGCUGCUCUGUGCCUGAGGGACACUUUCCUGGUCACCUGGUGGAUGUCAACAGCACUGGGACCCUGUCCCAGAGCUACCAGUAUGAGGUGUGCCUGAGGGGAGACUCUGGGACUGGUGAGUUCAAUUUCCUCAAACCCAUGAUCCCCAACUUGUUGCUACAGGAAACUGGGAGGGAAAUUAGGGAAAGUCCACACUGCAGGGACAGCUUUGUAUUUAGUUAAGUGUUCAAAGUGGUUCAAUGAAUCUAAGAAUUGUCAUAAUGACUCUUAUAUAAAUAAGUGUAAAGGUAACUACCUUUUUAAAAGCACUGCACGUGUGCACAGGUCCAACAGCUCUCAUUUUUCCUACUGAUAUGAAGCAUCUCAUUAUACCACAGGUUUAGUAAGUGUUUUCCUCAUAUUUUGAUGUCUUUGGUGACUAAUAUUCUCAUAACUACAAAUAACUCAAGUAGCAUAAGAUUUGUUUAAUUAUUUUCUUCUUUAAAGCCAAUAAGAGAAUUUGAAUUUCUGUAUAAUUGUGUUGCCUGUUUCUUCCAUAUACCUUUUUCCUUUUUAAGUUUUGAAUACAUAGCUUUUU